UUUGUUCGGUAAGCACAGCAGUAAAGUUAUAAACGGCGGAAGGCCAUAACAACUGCCAAGUAAACCAAACUAAACAACCAAUCAACCUGUUUAACAGCGCACAGCACCACAAAACAAAGAACAAAACCCAAAGGGCCAAAGAGAAAAAGAAGAAGAAGACUAACCACAGACAGACAGAUAAACAGAAUCAAAGAAGAAACACAGAAAAUUCUUUGGAGAAUUAGGGAUUAUUAUCGAAAACCUUUCGAAUAUUAAUGGCAAAAGUGAAAUAAAAGUUUGAACAUUACUAAAUUCGAGAUUGAAAAUUCUUUUCCCCACCAGCAAAUUGAGGUGAUUUCGUGAGCGUGUAUGAUUGUUUGUGUGUGUACAAGUGAGACUGAGUGUAAUUGUUAGUACUCGGCCAGUUAGUGGUAAAGUGAGGUGUAGUAACAUUAACAUAAGUGGUGGAAAGGUAUUUUUCGUUUCUUUCACUGUGUGUUUUUGGCAAGUGUCAAAAAUAUAUGCCACACAAACAAAUCUACUGUCACUUCUCCCCAACAUUCGGUUAUCGUACGUUUGCCUUGGUGGUGUAAAGCAGAAAGGCCACACAAAACAAAGUUAAAGAAGAGAAAGAAAACUAGAAGAAGAAGAAGAAGAAAAAAUCGGAUAAGUGAAUGAAAUUAAAGAAAAUACUCCACAAAGUGUAAUAUUCGGCAGUGAAAAUAGUUAAAAAGUCCCAUUAACCUCCCUGAAACGUAAAGCAGCGAUCUCCUGUCGGGAGUUUAAGUGCCAAAUAAAAGAAUUAACGCUUACACAAAACAGAAAAUCAAACAAAAGAAACCUCGAUUUGUUAUUGCUUUGUUGCUCUGUGUGAGUGUGAGUGCGUGUGUGAACGUCGAAGUUUUGAGACCAUAAAACGCGUGCCAUGAUUUUGACAGCAUGCGUUAACCCAGAGUCGGGCUUGCUGCUUUUAUGCAUCCUCAGCCUUAGCUUUGCGGGAUCCUCCAAUAACGACCAUGGCGGCCAAGGAACUGGAAUAGAUGAGGGCGCUGCUGUCACUGGUGGUCGACGACCAGUGGCCGGAGGCAAUGACGUCUUUACAAGUUCAUUUUUAGUUCGCUUCCGGCGCAGUGUUGACAAUGAUUUCGCCCAUUCGGUUGCCCAUAAAUACGGAUUUGAAAAUCUAGGAGCGCUGGUGGGCGGCAAAGGUCAUGAAUAUCACUUCAAACAUCGUACUUUGCCCCAUGCACGUUCCCGUCGAAGUAUCACUCACACACGUCUUCUCAAGAGUCAUCCCAUGAUUCAUACUGCUGUUCAGCAGCCUGGUUUCAAGCGUGUUAAGCGGGGUCUACGACCAGCUGUACAUGCGAUUCAUGGCCUAAAAUUUGAUGCUACCUACAAUACACAAUCGAGUACGGAGAGCACCGAGCCCACAGAUCCUUACUUUCCAUUUCAAUGGUAUUUGAAAAAUACCGGUCAAAAUGGGGGCAAAGCCCGAUUAGAUUUAAAUGUUCAGGCUGCUUGGGAUCAAGGUAUCACCGGGAAAAAUGUUACAACCGCAAUAAUGGAUGAUGGUGUCGAUUAUAUGCAUCCGGAUCUUAAAUUUAAUUAUAAUGCCGAAGCCAGUUACGAUUUCAGCAGCAAUGAUCCAUUCCCUUAUCCACGUUACACUGAUGAUUGGUUUAAUAGUCAUGGAACACGUUGUGCUGGUGAAGUUGCUGCUGCUCGCGAUAAUGGAAUUUGCGGUGUUGGCGUUGCCUAUGACAGUAAAAUUGCAGGUAUACGCAUGUUGGAUCAACCCUAUAUGACGGACUUGAUAGAGGCCAACUCGAUGGGCCACGAACCGCACAAGAUUCACAUCUACAGUGCCUCAUGGGGUCCCACCGACGAUGGCAAAACUGUGGAUGGACCUCGCAACGCCACCAUGAGAGCCAUUGUCCAGGGCGUCAAUGAGGGCCGUAAUGGAUUGGGCAACAUAUACGUCUGGGCUUCGGGCGAUGGCGGCGAGGAGGAUGACUGCAAUUGCGAUGGCUAUGCGGCCUCCAUGUGGACAAUAUCCAUUAACAGUGCCAUAAACGAUGGCCAAAAUGCCCAUUACGAUGAAAGCUGUAGCUCCACUCUGGCCAGCACCUUCAGCAAUGGAGCCAAGGAUCCCAACACCGGGGUGGCAACAACAGAUUUGUAUGGCAAGUGUACGACAACCCAUUCCGGGACCAGUGCAGCCGCACCGGAAGCAGCUGGCGUAUUUGCGUUGGCCUUGGAAGCAAACCCUGAGUUAACUUGGCGUGAUAUUCAACAUUUGACUGUUCUAACUUCGAAACGUAAUUCUCUUUUUGAUGCCAAAAAUCGUUUCCAUUGGACCAUGAAUGGAGUAGGCCUUGAAUUUAAUCAUCUGUUCGGUUUUGGCGUUUUAGAUGCCGGCGGCAUGGUAACAUUGGCCAAACAGUGGCACACCGUACCGCCAAGAUAUCAUUGCGAGGCAGGAGAUAUUCAAGAGACACAUGCUAUUUACUCAGGUCGUUCCAUGUUUCUGGAAAUUAAGACAGAUGCCUGCAAGGGAACCGACACCGAAGUAAAUUAUUUGGAACAUGUUCAGGCGGUGAUUUCAGCAAAUGCAUCACGGAGAGGCGAUUUGGAGUUAUUCUUGACAUCACCGAUGGGAACAAGAUCUAUGAUUUUAUCACGUCGUGUCAAUGACGAUGAUCAUCGUGAUGGAUUUACCAAAUGGCCAUUUAUGACAACACACUCAUGGGGUGAAUAUCCUCAUGGUACCUGGAAACUGGAGGCUCGCUUUAAUUCAAAUCAACCUCGUUCCGGCUGGCUAAUCGAUUGGUCACUGGUAUUACACGGCACAAAAGAGGCACCCUAUCGAACAUUAUCACCCGCUUCACCUCACUCAAAACUGGCCAUUGUCAAGAAGGCCCACGAGGAGAAGAAAAUGCAAUAAUUCGUUCAGGCCAAAGCAACGCCAACAUAAAACAACUCAAAUAGGAGAGAUUCAGGGGCUACCAAGUAAAACACCAGCCUUUACAUUGGCUAUGCUGGAAUUAGUAGAACGCGCGUGAUGUAUUACGUCAAGGAGAGACACUAAUCAACCAACCAAACAACCAACCCACUAACCAACACACAUUCCAAACCACAUUCAGUAACAGAAGGCCAAUUGAAUUCAGUUUCGAAAUUUACAAAGUUACAAAUUUACAUGAGAAAAACCAAAAAAAAACAACAAAAAAACAGAAGUUCUUAUAAAAGAGAAAACUAACGAAAAGUGCAAUGAGAUAAUGAUAUAGACAUGUAUGUAUUUAUGUACUAAUUAGGUAAAUGUGAAUGGAUAAAAACACUAUAUAAUUAUAUAAUUGAGGGAAUUGAAUAGUUGUUGAAGUACAUAUUUGAGAAAUAUUGCAUAUGGUUAUUUAAAACUAUUCUGAUUUUGUUUAAAAAAAAAGAACAUUUCUUUCCGAGUAUGUGUGUAGGAGGUUUAAAAACGAAAAUAUUUGAGUAGUAGAAAAAUAGUCAAGGAAAAAAGAAAUGAAUGGUUUUGUUAUACAUAUUUAAUUGAAGAACGAACAUAAUUUCAUGAAAAAAAGUUGUAUAGUGAGUAUACAGUUUCCAUAAAAAAUCAAAUUCCCAACUAGGUUACUAAAGAACUUUAUAAGGGUUCUUGUUGCCCCAAGAUGUAAAUGAUUCUAUUACGGUUUUUCUAAAGAUUCUUGUUCGGCAAAAUUUAAAUAAUUUCUUUCCAAAUGAUACUAAAUUUUGAACUCACAUUAAAUUAGAAAUAUUAACAAUUGUAUUGUAUAAUUUGUUAGGACUAUUCCCCAUGUUUCGGCUUCCCAAAUGGCAAAAGGUAAAAUGUUAUUUUUCUCAUUUCAUGCAACCUUGCUAUGUCGUUGCUUGGAUCUCUAGUUUAAUAAGAUUUCUAUAUACUAAGAGCAACCUCGUGAUUUAAAACAUUAAAGGAAUAUGGAUUAAAGGAUAAAGGCAAUCAUUUAUUCUUUUAUAUUUUGUGAUUUUGGAAACCGAAACAUGGGUUGUUAAUUGCUUUAAGCAUCUUUUUAAAGUUCUUCAUAAUUUCUAUCCGAAAAUUAUCUUUUGUGGUUAUACAUUGGGGGGUGAUAUGUUUGAAUCUUUCUGAAAAUUUUGUUCUCUUUGUUUUUAUACCAUUCCAAUUGUAUUGAAAACUUUUCUGGUGUAUUUACAGUAUAUGUUCAUAACAAUAAUUAAAAUAGAAAUCUAGACAUAAAGAAUGUUUUAGUGCGCACCCUUCACAUUUGUCCCAGAAACACAAAUCUUUCUCUAACGUUUGAGGGAAAAACUCCCUGAGUAGACCAGUACCCCAAUCUAGACAACAUGGUACCCAUUUCGUUAUAACAAUCGUAUGAGCAACAUAUUGCCUAAGUUCGGAAUGAGUUUGGAUGCCAAACAUUUAUUCUUCGGAAUAAUGUAAUGUAAAAUUCAACAUUCACUCAAAAAUAUUAUUAUCUUUGUAUUUAUAUUUAUUGGAAGAAUCUGAUUGAGUUUUUGCUUAUUUCAGUUAAAUUCUAUGCUUUGGCACCUUAAAAUGUUAUCCUUUCUCUAUUAAGUAACAAAUUAAUUAGUGAUACAAAUUUCACUUCAGUAAAAACCCUAGUGAAUAUUCAACUAUUUCCAAUAUAUUCAACGACGUUU
Messenger RNA from Stomoxys calcitrans (stable fly), 4644 nucleotides. RefSeq names its product neuroendocrine convertase 2 (gene amon). The transcript has 12 exons. Gene Ontology annotation, molecular function: serine-type endopeptidase activity. The coding region runs from base 905 to 2926 and encodes 673 amino acids. Gene Ontology annotation, cellular component: Golgi membrane; trans-Golgi network. NCBI's taxonomy places the organism in Eukaryota, Metazoa, Arthropoda, Insecta, Diptera, Muscidae. Gene Ontology annotation, biological process: protein processing. The record is from RefSeq and is a predicted model, not a curated record.